ACAUGGAAGACAAGAUGGGAGAUUUUUAAGGGACGUCCGCGUGUUUGAAAUGAACAGAACUGGAUCGACAUCACUGCUACAGAUUCAUUUUGAUAAAUCCUCGGUUCUCGUUUCGAUCCGUACCAGUUGCUGACACGCUAAUAACAUAGUUAUGCCAGCCCUCUUCUUGGCUGUCCGCCUCCUCAACCCGAGGGAAGGCUGGUUCCCUGUUCCUUACAGUUGUUUGUGAAAUAUGCAGUUCAGAACAGUGUACUGCUAGCGUGAGUUUUAAAUUAAGCAUUUGCCAACUUUUAAAUGACGUACUCGAAAUGGACAUCGUCAAUGAAAUCUAGAACUAUUGUGGCUGCUUUGGGGAAUGUAUGACUCUUGCUAAUACUGCUAAUACCGACUUUCGAUUUGUUUCAUUCCGUCUACAACAGCAUUUGACAUCCAGGUUCUAUCGGGACAUGUACAUCCCAGCUGAAACGUGGGACUGGAAACAAACACGGCUAAAUAUUAAACUAGUUAGUUACUUUUGUUAGAUUGUGAUAGUGGGUGACAUUGCUCUGGCCACGAGGACAGCUUUCUUCAGAGUGGCUUUCUUCACUUGAUCAAAGCGUUGAUCAAAGUAUUGGACCUCCUCAAGGAACAGCGAUGUUCACGUUAAAGGAAGCGGGUACGGUACAGACAUCCGGAAAACACUGGCAAGGUGAUUUUAUUAAUACAAACAAUCGACUUACGGAAUUCAUCUGAGGGACACGCGCCCAAGCUGCUUGUCAUGGCUGUCUCGAUACGAUCAUUUUGCUCUCUCAUACAUUGAUCUUUCAUAAUGUAAGAAAAAGGGUCAGCAUUAUUAGCAUAACUAAGUAGCCUACUAAAUACGGAAUACGUAUUUUUAAAAUAUGGCUGAUCAAAGUAACAUUCAGUCUGCGGCAUCCAAAAGCAUUCGGCCGUUCAAGUCCAGCGAGGAGUACUUGUAUGCCAUGAAGGAAGAUCUGGCGGAGUGGCUGAACACGCUGUACGACCUGGACAUCUCGGCGGAUACUUUCAUGGAGGGUCUGGAGACUGGCUGUGCCCUCUGCCGUCACGCCAACAACGUGAACCGCGCUGCGAUGGAUUUCCAGCUCGAGUAUCCGGAGGCUGCACGCACCAUGCGGGUGCCAAGUAAGGAUGUGGUCUUCCAGUCUCGGAAUGUCGUGCCCGGGUCCUUCGUUGCACGCGACAACGUGUCCAACUUCAUUAGCUGGUGCCGCCAGGAGCUUUGGAUCAAGGAUGUGUUGAUGUUUGAGACCAACGACUUGGUACAAAGGCGCAACGAGAAGAACUUCGUCCUCUGUCUGCUGGAGGUCGCGCGUCGGGGAGCCAAGUUCGGUAUGCUCGCCCCAAUGUUGAUCCAACUGGAGGAGGAGAUUGAGGAGGAGAUACGGGACCAGGAGAACCUCGUGGAACCCAGUCCCCCGAGCAGGGGGCCUAGCCGGAAGGAGAGUAUAGGAGACCCUCCUCCUGGAGCAUACCCAGUCUGGCAGCAAAAAAGGGUGCUGUGUGACAUGCGCAACCUGGAUGAGCUGGUGCGGGAGAUACUGGGGCGCUGUUCCUGCCCUGCCCAGUUUCCCAUGACGAAAGUGUCCGAGGGGAAGUACAAAGUGGGGGACUCCAGCGCUUUGAUCUUCAUUCGGGUGCUUCGCACUCACGUGAUGGUGCGUGUGGGCGGCGGCUGGGACACGCUGGAGCACUACCUGGAUAAACACGACCCCUGCCGCUGCUCUGCUUUCGCUCACCGAUACCAGCAGGCCAAAGCAGGCGGCCAGGGCUCGCACAGCAAGUCCUCCAGCGCCCACUCCUCUCGCUCCACCAGCCCCGGGCCGCACUGGCGCAACGAGGGCAUCGUUCCCUUCAAGACACCCGACAGGCGCUCGCUGGAGCCCGCGUCCGCCCACUCUACCUCUGCGUCCGCCCGCCUGGGCCGCCCCCAGCGGCCCUCUCUGCCCAUGGAGCUGGACGCCAACGUUUGCCGCGGCCCGAACCUGCUGCCGCACCCGCCGCGGGACCGCUCUGAGCCACGUCACUUCACCCCUCUCAGGUCCAAGGACACGUUGCCGCCAGCAACCCGUAGGUUGUCAGGGGACAGUGACUCCUCCACCUCUUCCUCUAAGGGUGGGGGGAGUGGUUGCGGGGGAGGGGGAGGCAGGGUAUCGCUGGGAGGUGUCCGACGCCCCGGUGAGGAGGUGGUACUGCUGGUGAGUCGCAGGGAGGGGAAGCACGUGAUUGAGAGGCCCAAGGAAGGGGGACAGAUGCCGGCCCUGCGCACACCACAGACUCGGGCACGCAGCCACUCGCGGGAGCGUCCCGCAGUGCUGAAGCCCAGCCCGCCUCAGGGCGCCCCCGAGGGCAUCAGGAUGGCCAGGCCAGAGCGGGGCCGCUCCCUGGGACCAGAGGGGCCCCGCAGGCUGCAGGCCCCACGCUCACACAGCCAGGGCAAGCUGCCUAGCCGCAGUGAGGCCAGCCUGGUACCCCCUCCUCAGAUACAUGAACCCCACCACAGUGACAGAGGCGAGGACCUCCGGACCAAACAGGCAAACCCGGCCUCCCCAAAAUUCACUCCUGGGGGUUUCUCCAGGAGACAGUCAGCCCCAUCUCAUUCACCAGUUAAAGGGGGUCCAAACAGCCCCAGUAAGAAGGCCGGGGCCUCCCCCAAGCCCCCGCCUCCCCGCUCCCCAUCAGCGGGGAAGAGCAGACUGCUCCCCCCGGUCUCCCAGGCAGGCCGGCGGUCCCCUCACUCCUCCCCCCGCUCCUCCCACCACCACGCCCCCCGCUCCCCGCGGGCGUCCCGCAACUUCCGAUCGACGGGGCACAGUCGCCCGGGACGGGGUGGCGCUGAGUGGCCUGAAGCAGAGGGUGAGGGGAGGGGCUUCAGUUUCCAGCUGCUGCCCAGUCUGGACCCCCAAAAGGAGCAGGACCUGUACCGCAGCUUCGAGGCGGAGUUCCUGGCCAACACGCAGCUGGCCGCAGCGGGCGCUGGCAGGGGGGCCGGAGGGAAGGACCUUGCGUCGUUGCAGCUUCCUGUCACUCAGAGUUCAGGAGCCCUGCCGCUGCCCACCCCGGGGGAUGCCAACGUCACAGACUCCGCCUACUCAUCCUCCAGCUCCUCCUCUUCUUCCCUCAACGUGGGGGGUAAAGUGGGGCUGCUGCCUGACCUUCGCGAGUCCAAAAGACCCCCCACCAACCCGCUGCCCUGCGCCCUGGAGAACUCUGUGGUCCUGUCAGACAACCUGAAUCCCGUCCGGCCUCAAAACGGUAACCACAUGGAUACGGAGUGCUGGGGGGGUCGCGGGGGCCGUCACAUGAAGCUGCCGGCCCUGGCUGGCUCCCUGGAGGAUGGCGAGCUCCUCUCCUCCCUGAACAGCCUGAGAGACAUGGAGCAACCCCACGCCUUCACACAGCCAGCCCUCCACUCUGGAGGCGUCCACAGUGGCUAUGGGGUGAAGCCCAUUACUGAGCAGUUGCUGGCCUCGGCAGCAGAGGUGGACGGCAGGCAGGGGAGGCUGGACUGGGCCGUAGGUGAGGAGGGGGGAAGCAACCCGGAUAGCCACCCGGAAUUCCCUUUUGAGCUCGGGGAAGACGAUGACCCAAACGAUGGCUUCCCACCCCCUGAAAGUUGCCCGUCGCCUCUGCCCCUCCCACCGUCUGAGGACUGCUCCUUCCAGGACUCCUCCAGCGAGAGCUCCUCCAUGUGCAUCAGCCUGAACGAGCCGCACUCGAGGGGCUCCUCCCCGCCGCCCCCGGCAGCCAACGGGGACACAGAGGUCGUCCUGCGGCCCAAGAAGGGGCUGAAGAAGCCUGAGCGGGUACCCUCCAUCUACAAGCUCAAGCUGAGGCCCAGAAUUCGCCCCCGAACGGACAACCGGCCCGAGAACAGCCCCUCGCGCAUCCCCACUCCUGUCAGCUACAAACAGCAGCAGCCACAUGGUAGCUACUCCCCCAUCCAUACCCCACCGCAGUCCCCCCAGGUCUCCCGGACCAACGGGCACUCCAAGUCCCAUAAAGCCCUGCACCAGGCCUUGGCAAAUCUGAUCGAGCCCCAGACACGGUCCCCAACCAGGGGCCGUCGGGACUGCUCCUCCUCUGUGGAGUCUGGGAGCCAGGACGAUGAGGGCUGGAUGUAG
Messenger RNA from Megalops cyprinoides (Indo-Pacific tarpon), 4142 nucleotides. It is a transcript of the gene gas2l1, whose product is annotated as growth arrest-specific 2 like 1. The transcript is spliced from 6 exons. Gene Ontology annotation, molecular function: microtubule binding; cytoskeletal adaptor activity; actin filament binding. The record is from RefSeq and is a predicted model, not a curated record. Gene Ontology annotation, cellular component: actin filament; stress fiber; microtubule plus-end. Lineage: Eukaryota; Metazoa; Chordata; Actinopteri; Elopiformes; Megalopidae. Bases 882 to 4142 code for a protein of 1086 amino acids. Gene Ontology annotation, biological process: regulation of microtubule polymerization or depolymerization; protein localization to microtubule plus-end; actin crosslink formation.